AGAAAAAAAAGACAAACUACAAAACUUUUUUCUCCUUAAGAUGUUCAGUGAGGAUUCUUUAGAUCGGUUACGCGAACUCGCUUCCUCAUAGACUUUUUUCUUUUUUUUUGCCUCCUCUCCGUGCUGACCAAGACCUAACCCGAUUUUUUUUUUGCAGCUGGUGAGAAUAUGUGCGAGAGGCGAUCGGCGAAGGGUAUGGGCUGUCUCUGGUCCCCCAAGGAGAAGCAACGUGGAUUAAACACGAAUUAAUGUGGAAUUUAUCGGAGCCCAAAGGUGGAACGACGACCGGACACAGCGCUUCCUCGUCAGGGACUGACUGAUCAUGGUCGCCGUGGUCCGCUCUCUCAUGGUACUGCUGCUCGCUCAGGUGUUGCUGGAAGGUGCUACGGGACUUAUCCCCGAGGUCGGCCGGAGGAAAUACAGCGAAUCCGGGAAGCAGACCGCGGAGCAGUCGGAGAGCUUCCUCAACGAGUUCGAGCUUCGGCUUCUCAAUAUGUUUGGACUGGGGCGCAGGCCGACCCCGAGCAAGCAAGCCGUGGUGCCGCAGUACAUGGUGGACCUUUACCGCAUGCACUCAGCCAACGGAGACCACAGCAGUAAACGGCCCAAGAGCAUGGGGAAACACGCAGAGAGAGCCGCCAGCAAGGCCAACACGAUUAGAAGCUUUCACCAUGAAGAGUCUUUGGAGGCCCUGGCCAGCCUGAAAGGCAAAACAACCCAGCAGUUCUACUUCAACCUCACCUCCAUCCCCACUGAGGAGCUCAUCACCUCUGCAGAGCUGCGCAUUUACAGGGACCAGGUCAUGGGAGCUGCAGCCCCCAACAACCGCAGCACUAGUGACAGUGCUCCAGCUGGUGGCUUCCAUCGCAUCAACAUUUAUGAGAUAUUCGGAGUUCCUCGCAGUGCAGAACCUCUGUCGCGUCUGCUGGACACUCGGCUGGUGCAGGACUCUUUGAGCCGCUGGGAAAGCUUUGACGUCAGUCCCGCUGUAUCUCAGUGGGCCUCUGGGAAAGGCCACAAUCACGGCUUCGUGGUGGAGGUGCUUCACCCAGAGGAAGGGGAGACGGAUGGCGAGCACGCCAAGAGACAAAGCAGGCAUGUGAGGGUGAGCCGGUCCCUGCACCAGGACCAGGACUCGUGGCCUCAGGCUCGACCCCUGCUGGUGACGUAUGGCCACGACGGCCGCGGGGACUCGGUGCUCCAUACACGGGAAAAAAGGCAGGCGGCGCUCCGCAAACAACGCAGGAAGCACCAGCACAAGGCGAGCUGCAAGAGGCAUGCCUUGUAUGUGGACUUCAGUGAUGUGGGGUGGAAUGAGUGGAUAGUGGCACCCCCUGGCUACCAUGCCUUUUAUUGCCAUGGGGAAUGUCCUUUCCCCCUUGCUGACCACCUCAAUUCUACCAAUCAUGCCAUUGUGCAGACGCUUGUCAACUCAGUCAACUCAAACAUCCCCAGAGCCUGUUGCGUGCCCACUGACCUCAGCCCCAUUUCCCUGCUCUACCUGGACGAAUACGAGAAAGUCAUUCUGAAAAACUACCAGGACAUGGUGGUGGAGGGAUGCGGCUGCCGGUGAGAAACCGGUGGUCUGGGUAGAAAGAAAGCGAUGGCGGGCAAGAGAGACUGAAAGAGAUCAGAGGUUAUUAUGGACACCCGGUUUCCCAAUGAAGACGUUUAUUUAUAUGAAAGAAAAACACAAAACAGAGCUAUUGUGGAAGAAGAAAAAAAAACUAUAUAUGAAUAUAUUU
Stegastes partitus (bicolor damselfish) is the source of this 1745-nucleotide messenger RNA. RefSeq names its product bone morphogenetic protein 2b (gene bmp2b). The transcript is spliced from 3 exons. Gene Ontology annotation, cellular component: extracellular region. The record is from RefSeq and is a predicted model, not a curated record. Bases 323 to 1573 code for a protein of 416 amino acids. NCBI's taxonomy places the organism in Eukaryota, Metazoa, Chordata, Actinopteri, Pomacentridae. Gene Ontology annotation, molecular function: growth factor activity; cytokine activity.